GCGAGCAGCUGUAGGAGGAGCUGCCGCCGAGCCCACAGAGGUAGGUCCGCGGCACCGCGGGAAGCUGCGGUCUGCGCGGGCUGUUGCUAGCCCCGCGUGGAAGAGGCACGGGCGACCCCGGAGUAAUGGAGCCUAGUGACGCGGCGCGCCCCGGCCCCGGGAGAGCUGUUCUGGUGCUGUCGCCGCGGCUGCUGCUGCUGCCACUGUUGCCAGCGCUGCUGGGUCGGGGGCUGCGGGCCGGGGCCGCGGCCUCCUCUUCAGGGGCGGCGGCUGAGGACAGCAGCGCCAUGGAGGAGCUCGCCACAGAGAAGGAGGCAGAGGAGAGUCACCGGCAGGACAGCGUGAGCCUGCUCACCUUCAUCCUGCUGCUCACCCUCACUAUCCUCACCAUCUGGCUCUUCAAGCACCGCCGGGUGCGCUUCCUUCACGAGACAGGGCUGGCCAUGAUCUAUGGGCUCAUCGUUGGAGUGAUCCUGAGGUAUGGCAUCCCUGCUACCAGUGGUCAUGACAAAUCACUCAGCUGUACUCAGGAAGACAGAGCCUUUAGCACCUUAUUAGUGAAUGUCAGUGGGAAGUUCUUUGAAUACACUCUGAAAGGUGAAAUCAGCCCUGGCAAGAUCAAUAGUGUGGAGCAGAAUGACAUGCUUCGGAAGGUAACAUUUGAUCCAGAGGUAUUUUUCAACAUUCUGCUGCCUCCAAUUAUUUUCCAUGCUGGAUAUAGUUUAAAGAAGAGACACUUUUUUAGAAAUCUUGGAUCAAUUUUGGCCUAUGCCUUCUUGGGGACUGCUGUUUCCUGCUUCAUUAUUGGAAAUCUUAUGUAUGGGGUAGUGAAACUCAUGAAGAUUGUGGGCCAACUCUCUGAUAAAUUUUACUACACGGAUUGUCUCUUUUUUGGAGCAAUUAUCUCUGCCACUGACCCAGUGACUGUGCUGGCAAUCUUUAAUGAACUGCAUGCAGAUGUGGAUCUUUAUGCUCUUCUGUUUGGAGAAAGUGUCUUAAAUGAUGCUGUUGCCAUUGUACUGUCCUCGUCUAUUGUUGCCUAUCAACCAGCAGGACUAAACACUCAUGCUUUUGAUGCUGCUGCCUUUUUUAAGUCAGUUGGCAUUUUUCUAGGUAUAUUUAGUGGCUCUUUUACCAUGGGAGCUGUAACUGGUGUUGUGACUGCUCUAGUGACCAAGUUUACUAAGCUGCACUGCUUCCCCCUGCUGGAGACAGCGCUUUUUUUCCUGAUGUCCUGGAGCACCUUUCUCUUGGCUGAAGCAUGUGGGUUUACGGGUGUUGUAGCUGUCCUUUUCUGUGGCAUUACACAAGCUCAUUACACAUAUAACAAUCUGUCAGUAGAAUCAAGAAGCCGAAGCAAGCAGCUUUUUGAAGUGUUACACUUCCUGGCAGAGAACUUCAUCUUCUCCUACAUGGGCCUGGCACUGUUCACCUUCCAGAAGCACGUUUUCAGCCUUAUUUUCAUAAUUGGUGCUUUUGUUGCCAUCUUCCUGGGCAGAGCUGCACAUAUCUACCCCCUUUCUUUCUUCCUCAACUUGGGCAGAAGGCAUAAGAUUGGCUGGAAUUUUCAACACAUGAUGAUGUUUUCAGGCCUGAGGGGAGCAAUGGCAUUUGCACUGGCCAUCCGAGACACAGCAUCUUAUGCCCGCCAGAUGAUGUUCACAACUACACUGCUCAUUGUCUUCUUCACUGUCUGGGUCAUCGGUGGAGGCACAACGCCCAUGUUGUCAUGGCUGAAUAUAAGAGUUGGUGUGGAGGAGCUCUCUGAAGAGGACCAGAAUGAGCACUACUGGCAGUACUUCAGAGUUGGUGUUGACCCAGAUCAAGACCCACCACCUAACAAUGACAGCUUUCAAGUCUUACAAGGGGAUGGCCUGGAUUCUGUUGGAGGAAGCCGGACAAAGCAGGAGAGUGCAUGGAUAUUCAGGCUGUGGUACAGCUUUGAUCACAAUUACCUAAAACCUAUUCUCACCCACAGUGGUCCCCCACUAACCACCACUCUCCCAGCCUGGUGUGGCUUGCUAGCUCGAUGUCUGACCAGUCCCCAGGUGUAUGAUAACCAAGAGCCACUGAGAGAAGAUGACUCUGAUUUCAUCUUGACGGAGGGUGACCUUACCUUGACCAAUGGAGACAGCACUGUGACUGCAAAUGGCUCCUCAAGCUCCUACACAGCUUCCACAAGUCUUGAGGGUGGUCGGAAAACAAAGAACAGUUCUGAGGAAGUGCUUGAGCGAGACCUGGUAAUGGGAGACCAGAAGGUUUCCAGCCGGGGAACCCCCCUUGUGUUUCCACUGCAGGAAAAUGCAUGACACCUUUCUAAAUACUGAGGAAUCAGGGAGGCUUUCAUGAGGCUGAGGAUGGCCAAAUGGCCAUUGUGUUUGAGGUGUGGCAUUGACUGGGUUAAACUAAUACUUCUGUUUCACUGGGGCCUGAAACUAUCUUACCACUCAAAACUUAACUCAAGACUCAGAUGGUGAAGCUAAAGUGUUUCUAAGACAAAUGCAGACAUAUUUCCACUUUUUCACAUAGUAGUACGCUGUUUCAGAGUUAAACAAAAUAAUAGCAUGCUUUAAUGGUCUCUCACUUCAUCCUCCUGCAGCAUCUGAACAUAGUGGGGCAGAUAAGGGGCUUCAUCUCUAUGUUGUAGUACCAGUCUAGCUGGCUCAAGAAACAUCAAGUUGGGAUGACAAAAGACAGCGAAGAAAAGAAACUGAAAUCAGAAUCCCAGUGGUGCCAGCCGCUGGUGUUACACCAGACAAUGGAGCCUCUGGCUCUGAAGACACAACUGCAUCCUCCUGUCACAAUCCUGAUUAUUUGUGUUGCUCCUAGACUGAAGAUUAGGAAGCGUGUCCAUAGGCUGGGGCAUUAGCUCAGUGGGAGAGUGCUAGAGUGCUUGCUUACAGCAUACAAGACCCUGGCUUCUAUCCCCAGCAUUGCAAAAGGAGGGGGGAGGGUAGUUGUUUCCAAAAGUAUUUCAAUAUGGGGAAAAGAAAUCUAGUUCCUUCUCUGGAAAUCUCUAUAAAAAAGUGACUGAAAUGUUUAAAACCAAAGGCAAAUCAAGUUCUGUUCUUUUUUUAAUUAAAAUGAGGACAGGUGGUACUGAGAAACUGCUGCUGAUACAUACCACUGCCACACUCACUUGACUUUUGAGGGUACUGUGUGAGCCCACUGCCUGGAAGGUAACUGAUAAGGACUGAAGUGUAUCUACCACAGGGUUUGAGAUAACGUCGAUGUUGCUAUUAUCUAGGGAACAGAAGGCAGGAAGAAACAGAAAAGGCCAUAAACUAUGGUUAGAGGAAAGAGAUUUUAAUGUAAAAAAAAAAAAUAACCUGCAAAGAAAUGAAAAGAUAAAUGCCCCACUUCUGAUUUUUGAACCUUUUCUUCCAUCCUGACUUUGUUUACUCUCUUCAAGAAUUAUGUUUGAUAUAUUCAGCUUUGUUCAGAUAGAUAGGAUCAUAUAUGGAUAAAGUGUAAAGUAGAAGGUAAAGCAGGAGGAGGUUUAGUCACAUCCAUUGUGCAAACUGGAGAACUUCUGGAUACACUAUGAGGCACCCUUUACUGUGGCUAAGGAACUGCCCCAAGGUUGUCCAAGUCAGAGCUUCUCCAGAAGGUACUCCAAAGCCUCACAUCUUCUCAGUUAUAGAGCUCAAAAGCAGUCCUAUUUAAAAAGUGUUGCUUUAACCAACUGGCUUUUUCUUCAUGGAAUGCCUUUUCCUCCAAUCCUAGGUGAAAAUCUGCUUCUUUGUCUAAAAGUUCUUUUUAUGGCAGUGAAGCAGCACCAGCAUCAUAUAUAGUAGUUAGCAGUUGAUGGAAAUGCUACUCUUUUGAUUGUUUCUUUUUUAAAUAAAUGAGUAUACAUAUAUUUCUGAAGUAUGAAUUUUUCAAAAAGUUUUGGGAACCAGACGACAGGAGACCUGAGGUGCUUGUAGCAUUCCCUGGGAGCUUGUCUAGGUGUAGUAUGCUGCUUGCUGUCUAUAGUUUUCAGCUGAGGCUGCACUAUAAUCUGGUUGACCACCUACUGGGGCCCCAGUAGGAACAGGCGCUUCUUGAUCUUGCCUCCUGUAAUAUUUCUCCCAAGCCUAUGAAUAAUCUUGUGUCUGCUCUUGUUGACCAUUGUUACCUUGUCCAUUAGUGUGCAUUGUAGUUGGUGCAACUGCAGGAGCCGCAGGCAGAGGCUGCACCUGUUGUUAGUAAUAGUGAGCAUAAUAAGCAGCCCAAGCUGCUGACUUUGGAUCUGUUCCUGCCUUAGCCUGGCACAUCAACUCACACUAGGAUUAAGUGCAUUAUCUCCCACUAAGGCUAGACAAGGCAGCCAAAGGCAAGUGAUCCAAAGGCAGACCACAGAGUCAGAGACAGCCCCUGCUCCAACUGUUAGGGGACUCACAUGAAGAACAAGCUACAUAUCUGCUCCAUAUGUGUAGGGGGCUAGGUCCAGGCCAUGCAUGCUCUUUGGUUGGUGGUUCAAUCUCUGUGAUCCCCUAUGGGCCCAGGUUGGUUUACUCAGUAGGUCUUCUUUUGGUGUCCUUGACCCAUCCAGGCUCUCUCAAUCCUUCCUCCCACUCUUUCACAAGAUUCCCAGAGCUGGGCCUAUCGUUUGACUGUGGGUCUUUGUAUCUGUUUCCAUCAGCUGGUGGGUGAAGUCUCUCCGAAGACAGCUAUGCUAGGCUUCUGUCUGUAAGCAUAGCAGAGUGUCACUAAUAGUGUCAGGUGUUGGCUCUUUCCCAUGGAAUGGGUCUCCAGUUGGGGAAGCCAUUGGUUGGCCAUAAGCUCAAUCUCUGCUCCAUCUUUAUCUUUACACUUCUUGGAGGCAGGAAAAAAUUUGGGUCAAUGGUUUUGUUGGGUUGGGGCUUCCCUCCCUCUACUGGAAGUCUCACUUGGCUACUGGAGAUGGCCACUUCUGGCUCCAUACCCCCACUUCUAGAAGUCUCAGAUAAAGUCAUGUCCAUCCCAGAAAUGUCCCUCCAAGGAUUUCUGUUCUCUCUCCCAGUCCUCCCUCUUUCAUCUACUUCAAAUGUCUAUUCUAUUUCCCCUUCUGAGUGAGAUUUAUUCAUCUUCUUUUGUUACUUAGCUUCUUUGGGUCUGUGGAUUAUAGCAUGGUUAUCCUGUACUAUAUGGAUAAUACCCACUUAUAAGUGAACACAUACUGUAUAUGUCUUCUGGGUCUGUGUUACCUCACUCAGGAUGAUCUCUAGUUCUAUCCAUUUGCCUGAAAAUUUCAUGAUUUUCUUGUUUUUAAUUGCUGAGUCGUAUUCCAUUGUGUAAAUGUACCACAACUUUUGUAUUCAUUCCUCAGUUGAGGGACAUCUAGGUUGUUUCCAGUUUCUGGCUAUUAUGAAUAAAGCUGCUGUGAACAUGGUUGAGCAAA
Messenger RNA from Psammomys obesus (fat sand rat), 5365 nucleotides. RefSeq names its product solute carrier family 9 member A7 (gene Slc9a7). Bases 126 to 2309 code for a protein of 727 amino acids. Gene Ontology annotation, cellular component: membrane; recycling endosome. The transcript is spliced from 17 exons. Gene Ontology annotation, molecular function: sodium:proton antiporter activity. The record is from RefSeq and is a predicted model, not a curated record. Gene Ontology annotation, biological process: proton transmembrane transport; sodium ion transport; regulation of pH. Lineage: Eukaryota; Metazoa; Chordata; Mammalia; Rodentia; Muridae.